Molecule: messenger RNA, 3032 nt
Organism: Canis lupus familiaris (dog)
Lineage: Eukaryota; Metazoa; Chordata; Mammalia; Carnivora; Canidae
Gene: GCK
Product: glucokinase
Exons: 11
Coding region: 694-2241 (515 amino acids)
Biological process (GO): glucose 6-phosphate metabolic process; glycolytic process; regulation of insulin secretion
Cellular component (GO): cytosol; mitochondrion
Molecular function (GO): D-glucose binding; mannokinase activity; ATP binding
Source: RefSeq, a predicted model, not a curated record
CACGAUGGGGGAAGAGUGGAACUGCCCAGAUGACCACGAAUAGAAAGUUGGUUUAAAAUGGGACAGCACGUCGUUGGUCUGGAGAGUCUCGCUGGCCACUCCUCCUCGCUCCCCCUGCUGGACCUCUAGACGUCUCCUGUCUCCUGGGUGGCCUGGUCCUGACCCUGCCGGGCCCCAUUCCCACGCUCCCCCUGACAGCAGCCACCGGCCACUGGAGUGCUCGCGGUGUGCCAGUCCUGAGCCGCUCUGCGAGGAUGAAGCACACCAGGCUUCAGAGGCUGAGGCCAGAAGCACCGGUUGAGAUGGUCCUUGGUCUCCCAGUUUGUUCCUGGAGGAGAGCGGACCCUUUCUGCUGAGUGUGUCUGGAGGACACCGUGCCACCGCAGCCCAGCGUCACCUGGAGGGACGGCUGACUGGCGCUGGCCAGUCCUGGCCUCCAGCGAUGGCCACACGGGCCUGGGUGGGGAAGGGUCCCGGCUGUGUCCCCGGAGAGAAGCCCGGCCAGCUUGCUGGUCAACGAUGAAAAGGAGGAAACUCUACGCCUGAAGCUCGAGCCAGAAACCGGCUGGAAGGUGGACCAUACCCUCCCUUCAGAUCCUUCCUUGGCUGGCGGACACCUUGGGGGACUUCUGCUUCAGAAGCUGUCCAGAAACACUGAGGGGUUCCAGCUCACACGAGCUGCCCACCACACACAUGCUGGAUGACAGAGCCAGGAUGGACGUCACCAAGAAGGAAAAGGCAGAGCAGAUCCUGGCGGACUUCCAGAUGCAGGAGGCGGACUUGAAGAAGGUGAUGCGGCGGAUGCAGAGGGAGAUGGCGCGGGGCCUGCGGCUGGAGACCCACGAGGAGGCCAGCGUGAAGAUGCUGCCCACCUACGUGCGCUCCACCCCAGAAGGCUCAGAAGUCGGGGACUUCCUCUCCCUGGACCUGGGCGGCACCAACUUCAGGGUGAUGCUGGUCAAGGUGGGGGAGGGCGAGGAGGGGCAGUGGAGUGUGAAAACCAAGCACGAGAUGUAUUCCAUCCCUGAAGAUGCCAUGACUGGUACUGCUGAGAUGCUCUUUGACUACAUCUCCGAGUGCAUCUCCGAUUUCCUGGACAAGCAUCAGAUGAAGCACAAGAAGCUGCCCUUGGGGUUCACCUUCUCCUUUCCUGUGAGGCAUGAAGACAUCGACAAGGGCAUCCUCCUCAAUUGGACCAAGGGCUUCAAAGCAUCAGGAGCAGAGGGGAACAACAUCGUGGGGCUCCUCCGUGACGCCAUCAAACGCAGAGGGGACUUUGAAAUGGACGUGGUAGCAAUGGUGAACGACACGGUGGCCACGAUGAUCUCUUGCUACUAUGAAGACCGCCGGUGUGAGGUUGGCAUGAUUGUGGGCACAGGCUGUAACGCCUGCUACAUGGAGGAGAUGCAGAACGUGGAGCUGGUGGAAGGGGACGAGGGCCGCAUGUGCGUCAACACCGAGUGGGGCGCCUUCGGAGACUCGGGCGAGCUGGACGAGUUCCUGCUGGAGUACGACCGCGUGGUGGACGAGAACUCCCUGAACCCCGGCCAGCAGCUUUAUGAGAAGAUCAUCGGCGGCAAAUACAUGGGCGAGCUGGUGCGGCUCGUGCUGCUAAAGCUCGUGGACGAAAACCUGCUCUUCCGUGGGGAGGCCUCGGAGCAGCUGCGCACGCGCGGAGCCUUCGAGACACGCUUCGUGUCGCAGCGACUCGGGCGACCGAAAGCAGAUCUACAACAUCCUGAGCACGCUGGGGCUGAGGCCCUCGGCCACCGACUGCGACAUCGUGCGCCGCGCCUGCGAGAGCGUGUCCACGCGCGCCGCGCACAUGUGCGCCGCGGGGCUGGCGGGCGUCAUCAACCGCAUGCGCGAGAGCCGCAGCGAGGACGUGAUGCGCAUCACCGUGGGCGUGGACGGCUCCGUGUACAAGCUGCAUCCCAGCUUCAAGGAGAGGUUCCAUGCCAGCGUGCGCAGGCUGACGCCCAGCUGCGAGAUCACCUUCAUCGAGUCGGAGGAGGGCAGUGGCAGGGGCGCAGCCCUGAUCUCCGCAGUGGCCUGCAAGAAGGCCUGCAUGCUGGGCCAGUGAGCCCGGAGGCCACCAGGCCAGGAGGAGGCAGUGACUGGCUGGACUUGGGCUCCAGGGGAUUCGCCCCCCACAGGUGCCCACAGCCUGGUCCAGUGAAGAGGUCGCUCUCUGUAAGGACCCUGAACGCCUCCCAUUCCCACUGCCACCCCACAAGAUAGGGACGGGCCCACAGGGGAUUUGGAGGGCCCUGGGCAGGCCUCUUCCCUCAGAGGCACUUGAUGGGACAGACCAGGGCCCUAACUGGGUUGGGGGCUGAGGUGAGCUGGCACAGACACCCCCAGAGUCCCUCACCCGUCUUGCUGGAACCGAGGACCCAGAAGGGACUUGCUCACUCGGGACUUGGCUGCGUUUCUGCACUGCCUGCCCUUUGGAGCCUUUGGCCUGACUCUGCCUCGCCUGGGCCCUGCGCUGGACCCUGCUGUGGCCUGGGAACCCCUGGGGAGGCAGCCCUGCUGACCUGGCCAGACGUGGACCGGGGCUCCUCAGGGGGCCAGGGGCUGCCUGGCACCCAGGCCUGGCUGUUUUCUUGCCUGGUGGGGGGGUGGAGAAUGGGAGAGGACCCGCUCCCCAGUGGAGACGGCUGGUACCCCGAGGCCUGCAUUUGGAGGCCUCCUUGCUCCCCUGCCACUGACUCUGAGUGGUUUGUGGUUCUGGGAUGGAAGCUCCCAGGUGGUGCAAGACACAGAGCCCCCAGAACCCCUGCCCAGAGGAGCCCAUGAGGAGGAGAACCCCACCCCCAACCCCAGGCAGUCCUGGGAGCACCCUCCAUGGGGGAGUCCUCAGCUCCCACAGGGCUGGCCUAGAAAGACAUCACACAGCACUCAGCACCCAGGGGACCGCCCAGGCCUCCCUCUUCUCCCCAGACCUCCAUGUGCCACACCCCCCCCUCUCAUGCCCAGCCUGGGACUGUGUGGUUUUUUAAUUAAAAGUCUCAAAAGUUGAGAAUGUG